UGGCAGAUCAGGCGUACUUGGAGGCGGUGGCGGGUCGAGUGACGUCUCUGUCGUAGUCCGACGGUGCAGAGGACGCAGUGUGGGUAAUCACCGUUGAAACCGGAUUAAGUGCCCUUGUAACGCACAUUACAGCUCAUUUGUUUGUGUGAAAAUACGGUAACCAUGAUCAAAAAUGGCCACCACGCCGCGGACGAGCAGCUGGGCGGAGGCGACCGGAAGAAGAGUCCGGCUAGUUCGCAUUGCAGCCCCGAGAAAAGGAAGCGUGUUGUCCGGUUGUGGUGCGACGGCUGUUAUGACAUGGUACACUAUGGCCACUCCAAUCAGUUGCGGCAAGCAAAAGGCAUGGGGGAUUACCUCAUUGUUGGAGUACAUACAGAUGUGGAAAUUUCCAAGCACAAAGGCCCGCCGGUCUUCACUCAGGAAGAACGCUAUAAGAUGGUGCGGGCCAUCAAGUGGGUGGACGAGAUCGUGGAAGGAGCGCCAUACGUCACCACCCUGGAGACCCUGGACAAGUACAACUGUGACUUCUGCGUGCAUGGAGACGACAUCACGCUUACUGUGGAUGGCAAGGACACAUACGAAGAGGUGAAGCGUGCGGGACGCUAUCGGGAAUGUAAACGCACUCAGGGAGUAUCCACUACAGACCUGGUGGGACGUAUGCUGCUCAUGACCAAGUCACAUCACAGCAACAUGGAUAAUCCAGAUUACCAGCAGCAUACAGAUAAUUUUGGCAAGGGUCCUAAAGGCCACAGUCCAUGGACCGGAGUGUCUCAGUUCUUGCAGACAUCCCAGAAGAUCAUCCAGUUCGCCUCAGGAAAAGAGCCUCAGCCUGGAGACACCAUCAUCUAUGUCGCCGGGGCUUUCGACCUCUUCCACAUUGGUCAUGUUGACUUCCUGGCGAUGGUCUACAAGUUGGCAGAGAGACCCUACGUCAUCGUGGGUCUGCACUUUGACCAGGAGGUCAACCGAUACAAGGGGAAGAACUACCCAAUCAUGAACGUCCAUGAGAGGACUUUGAGCGUCCUGGCCUGUCGGUACGUGUCAGAAGUGGUGAUCGGUGCGCCCUAUGCGGUGACCAAAGACCUCUUGGAUCAUUUUAAGGUGGACGUGGUUUGCCACGGCAUGACAAAAGUCUUUCCUGACAAAGAUGGCUCGGACCCUUACGCUGAGCCCAAGAAGAGAGGCAUCUUCAGGAGCAUUGACAGCGGAAACAAUCUCACGACAGAUGACAUCGUGCAGAGGAUCAUUGCUAAUAGGCUGCAGUUUGAAGCCAGGAACCAGAAGAAGGAGGCCAAGGAGAUGGCUGUGAUCGAGGCUAUGAAGAAGCGAGAGGAAGAGAGUGAAGACGCUGACUAAACACACCAGGACUUUCCUGCUUCUCUCCUUCUGGUACAGCUUAAGGUGAGCUGAUCCAGGGUGAAGAUGCACUCUUUUGGCUGCUUGAUGUCCUCCAUGCUACUGGGUGGCUUCUCUCUCUGUGCUCCAGACGGGAUUAGGCUAGAUCCAAGAUCUACUUUACAAACAUAUGUUUUCUUCUUUAAAAUGACACAGCACGUCCUCAUAGUAUCUUUAAUUUGACAAAGUAACGUCACUGCUUAGUUCUCUUUGAAUGUUACAUUUUUACAGUUUAUUCCAGGUAUUUUAUUAGACGUUCAUUCAUUCAUCUUAAAAGAGGACAUGAUUUUAUACAUAAAAGUCUUUUAAAGCAGAUAUUUUUAACUGGAUUUCAGCUACCUGACAGGUGUGUGUGUGUGUUUUUGUGUGUAUGUAGAUUUACAGGAGGUUUUGUCCAAAAUACAGUAAAGCCUCAUUCCUCAAGCUAGAACAAAUGUAAGCUAAUUUUAAUGUGGUGUAUGCAGUUUGACUUUUAUUACCAGAAAGUGAUUUUCUUCAUGUUGGAGACUAACAACGUAAAGCGGGGGUGUCCAACCCUUUCCUAGUGAGAGCACAUUGAUAAAAAUGAACCGAUUUGCUGCAUUUUGUAUAUUAAAGAGGCUAAAAGCAAUCCAGUGGAUGUCAAUGAUAUGCCAAGAUAUGGUAUUAGCUUUAUGUUCUAGCGGCAAAUUAAUGUAAUAUCUAAUCAAAUAUUUCAUAUGUAAUCAAUAAAUAUGCUAAAAAUGGCCCCUGGGGCAACAUUUUGGACACCCUGCCUUAAAGGAUGGUGUUGGGCAAAUAAUUUCUUAGCAAGUAUGUGCAUGUUCCUGUCACUAAAUGGAGAAUAUGAACGUGCAGGACAAUGUCAUCCGGUAAGAGUUCGCAAGCUUUAAUAAUAAUAAUAAUUGUAAAAUGUAAUAAAGUUGCUAUGUGGCAAAGA
Molecule: messenger RNA, 2314 nt
Organism: Dunckerocampus dactyliophorus (ringed pipefish)
Lineage: Eukaryota; Metazoa; Chordata; Actinopteri; Syngnathiformes; Syngnathidae
Gene: pcyt2
Product: phosphate cytidylyltransferase 2, ethanolamine
Exons: 12
Coding region: 163-1356 (397 amino acids)
Biological process (GO): phosphatidylethanolamine biosynthetic process
Cellular component (GO): cytoplasm
Molecular function (GO): ethanolamine-phosphate cytidylyltransferase activity
Source: RefSeq, a predicted model, not a curated record